Stegostoma tigrinum is the source of this 3559-nucleotide messenger RNA. Its product is annotated as sushi, von Willebrand factor type A, EGF and pentraxin domain-containing protein 1-like. The record is from RefSeq and is a predicted model, not a curated record. The transcript has 14 exons. Lineage: Eukaryota; Metazoa; Chordata; Chondrichthyes; Orectolobiformes; Stegostomatidae. The coding region runs from base 151 to 2223 and encodes 690 amino acids.
UUGUGGAUGCAGCCCUGUUAAUAAGUAAUCUUAUCACCCCCUUGAAAAUCAAUAGAAUCCAAAUGUGAACUUCCCAGCUGUUUAUUUGAAAUCUGUGUUCCAGAGAUAGAGGAGUGCGUCACCAAAAAUCAAGUUGGAAAGGGAAAGAAAAUGACAAAAAUGUUUCAGAAAUUUGAAUUAACAAUAACAUUCAUUUGUAUUGUGCGUUGCAGCAUUGCAGUCAUUGACCCAGACUGCGGUGAACCAAAACCCCUUGAGAAUGGAAGUUUUGAAAUUAUAAGAGAUGCUAACUCUAGAUUAAAGGUUAAAUAUCAGUGUCUUCCAGGGUACACUUUGACUGGUUCACGAUAUCAAUCAUGUGACAAAUCUGUCUGGCAGCAAAAGCCCCCAAAAUGUGAACCAAUAACAUGUGGCAAUCCUGGGGAGAUUUUGAAUGGAUAUUAUAAUGCGACAAGUGCUGAAUUUGGAAGCAGAGUUUCAUUUUACUGUAAUUCUGGGUUCAAGUUAGUUGGAAACGUCCAUCGUAUUUGUGAAGCUCAUGGUUGGAGUGGUCAUGUUCCAAUAUGUGAAGUUGUCAAAUGUAAUUAUCUUGAACCUAUUACUAAUGGAAGAACUCCAAGCCCACCCAAUGGAGAUUAUUGGGAGCAUGGAAUGGUAGCAAAGUACUCAUGUGACAAUGACUAUUCAUUGAUUGGUGUUGAAGAACUUGUUUGUACAGAGACUGGAGAGUGGAACAAUAAUCCUCCAAUUUGCAAAGCUGUCCACUGCGAGCGUCCAGAAUUGCCUGAAAAUGCCAACAUUGUUGCAGGAUUUGGACCCAGUUACAAGUAUCGUGAAACAAUAACUUACAGUUGCAAAUAUGGUUAUAAAGUUGAAGGCGACAAUGUCAUUGAAUGCAAUGAGAACAGUGAAUUCUCACCACCGCCACCCACCUGUCAACUAUCUGGAUGCCGGGAACCUAUGCCAAUCAAAAACGGAGAAAUAACAAAUAAGAGACCUGUAUACGAGUUACACGAAGAAAUUACCUAUAAGUGUAGAUGGGGCUAUAAACUGAUUGGCCAUAAAGUCAUUCGGUGUGUGGAGAAUCACAGGUUUGAGCCGUCACCACCUGCAUGCAUAAGAAUUACCUGUAUGGCCCCACAGCGCAUUGCCAAUGGACGAAUAUUAUCAACACAAUACAGAGCCUAUGAGUUCAAUUCAGCACUCUCUUUCGACUGCAGAUAUGGUUUUAAACCAGUUGCUGACGGGAUAAGUAUAUGCAACGAAGAUGGCCAGUUUCAUCCACCACCUACCUGUGAAAGAGUUACCUGUAUGGCCCCACAGCACAUUGCCAAUGGACGAAUAUUAUCAACACAAUACAGAACCUAUGAGUUGAAUUCAGCACUCUCUUUCGACUGCAGAUAUGGUUUUAAACCAGUUGCUGAUGGGAUAAGUACAUGCAACGAAGAUGGCCAGUUUCAUCCACCACCUACCUGUGAAAGAGUUACCUGUAUGGCCCCACAGCGCAUUGCCAAUGGACGAAUAUUAUCAACACAAUACAGAGCCUAUGAGUUGAAUUCAGCACUCUCUUUCGACUGCAGAUAUGGUUUUAAACCAGUUGCUGACGGGAUAAGUACAUGCAACGAAGAUGGCCAGUUUCAUCCACCACCUACCUGUGAAAGAGUUACUUGUACAGCCACACAGCGUAUUGCCAAUGGACAAAUAUUAUCACAACGCAGAACCUAUGAGUUGAAUUCGAUACUCUCUUAUGAAUGUUAUCGUGGUUUUAAACCAGUUGGGAUAAGUACAUGCAAAGGAGAUGGCCGUUUUCAACCACCACCUACCUGUGAAAGAGCUACUUGUACGGCCCCGUAUAAUAUUAAAAAUGGCAAAAUAACUUCAGCACAAUCCACGGUCUAUGAGUUGAAUUCAGCACUUUCUUUCGAAUGCAAUUAUGGUUUUAAACCAGUUGCUGACGGGAUAAGUACAUGCAACGAAGAUGGCCAGUUUCAUCCACCACCUACCUGUGAAAGAGAUCCAGGCAGAGGCUUAAUUUCAAUACAAGACAAGCUUAAAGACAUUGUUGCAUUGGGAAAACAAAUGGUUGAGGAGAAAGAAAGGAGCAUCAAAUUAGAACAGGCACUUUUCACACAUGAAACAGCAAAUCUUCAAAACUUGGAAAGGAUUCUGCAAAACAUUGAACAACUUGUUGGCUACAUUAAUAAUGGUUCUCAAAUUUGUUAAAUCUUGUCUUUCAUGUUACUCAAUCUGAAAAUAUCCAGGGUGUUCACAAAUGCCAAACUGGCUCUAUUCAAGUAAUUUCAGUUGCAGUAAACCUCAGUUUUAUUUUUUAAUUGUCUUGUAUUUACUUGCAUUUUGGGAUUUUUACUCCCAUUUUCUGCACCAAUCACUUUGAGCAGGCGGUGAGGAAAGGCAAAGUGUUGAUUGUUUUUUAAAAGAAAGUGAAUAAGGAAAAUAAAAUCUCACCUGGACCUAGACUUAAGUUUCAUGUACAUUUCUGGGAAGGUACCUCUCUUCUGACCUGCUUUCAUUGGAGAGACAAUAACACAGGUCAAUUUUAAUGGUUGACCUUCAUUUAAAUUCUGUAGGAUAAUUGACAAACAAGUGGAAAAUGACACAGCCCAGAGGCUGACCAUUUAUGCAACAAAUGUGCAAUUUUACUUUCUCAGCUGUCUUGUGGAAGUCUUGUGUUGGAAAGUGAACUGGAAGAAUCAAAGGUAAGGAAAGACUACAUAUGCAGGAUCCAGAGGAAUAUCAUAUGUAGAAAAAGACCCCACAGGCUAGUUAUUGGUGGAAACCCUGUUCAGAAGAAUUGUGAAUGAUGAGAUCCUGCUACUUGGUGCAGGCACAGUGGGCUGAAUGGCCUACUACUAAUAUCUAAUAUUUUCGUGAUUCUAUGAACUCUAAUCAUGAUAUUGACACUUUUUUGAUUGGUAAUGGGAUCAGGUAUCACAGGCAGAAGGCAGGAAAAUGGGGUUAAGAAACAUAUGAGCCAUAAUUGAAUAUAGAGCAGACUCGAAGGGCUAAAUCACCUAAAUCUGCUCCUGUAUCUUAGGGUGUUAUAGUCUUAUGGGCAAAUAUCUCAGAGCUUUGAUUGCAUCCCACCAGGCUACAUUGGAGAGAAAGGAUUAAUAGCACCCAUCAGACAUAACAUGGUUGAUGAGUGCAAGUUGUUUUCUCUACAAAUGUAAGUAAUGCACAAUUCAUUAUCCUGUCUUGGUAAUUGAUUCAUAUGUCAUACGAAGAGUGUUCCUUAGCUUUAUUUCUGACAGGCAGGAGAAAAUAUUUCAGAAACUUGGAUACAGAAAACCACUGAAUCAAAUAUUUCAAAACAAAAUCUUGUGAAGGCAGUGAAGUCUAACUAAGCUCCACGAAAUAAAAAAUGCAGGCAAGUCAUUAAAAAUGCAAUUUGUGUAAUCCAACCAAGACAUUAUAUUGAUGUACCAAAGUCUGGUUUAAUUAUUUUUUUGUUGUGAUACAAAAACAAUGUUAUUUGGUAGUAACUACUGCUUUGUAUGUUCACAUUGCUACAAAUUAAAAUAAGAAUUUGUGGCUGGCA